Molecule: messenger RNA, 795 nt
Organism: Cadophora gregata
Lineage: Eukaryota; Fungi; Ascomycota; Leotiomycetes; Helotiales; Ploettnerulaceae
Exons: 2
Coding region: 1-795 (264 amino acids)
Biological process (GO): peptidyl-proline hydroxylation to 4-hydroxy-L-proline
Cellular component (GO): endoplasmic reticulum
Molecular function (GO): L-ascorbic acid binding; procollagen-proline 4-dioxygenase activity; iron ion binding
Source: RefSeq, a predicted model, not a curated record
AUGACACGACCUAGAUAUAUGUUGUUGGCAGUGAUUGCUUUGUUUAUGAGCAAUGUCCAAGCAAGCCAGAAACCACUCUCUGAAUAUUCUUGUACUCACCCGCCAUACAAAGUACACAUCUUCUCGAAGAACCCUCUGGUUAUCUAUAUCCCCAACUUCCUGACAGCUGAGGAGCGCGACCAUCUUCAAGAAAUCACCAAAGGCACAUUCACAAACUCUGCGGUAGCAGAUGAAUCUGGAGAACAGGGCCUUCGCCAAACUCGAACAUCCCAAUCCACGAGCGUCAUCCGCGACACCACCGUCCGCUGUAUCGAAACUCGAGCGCUCGAGUUCCAAGGCUUCGAUACCCCUCGGUCACAUCUCGAGCCCCUCCAACUGGUACAAUACGGCAAUGGCGAGAACUACCACCUGCAUACGGACUGGUUCGAAGCACCAUCUCGAAUGACUCCUGAAGUUGGCGGAAAUCGUCUCUCGUCAUUCUUCGUUUAUGUUGCUGCGAACAACCUCACUGGUGGCGGCACGAACUUUCCUAUAUUGAAUGCACCGUAUGACAAGCGGUGGUGCGAGUUUGUGGAUUGUGAUGAGCAGUGGGAGAGUGGGGUAACGUUUAGACCUGUGCCGGGGAAUGCGGUAUUCUGGCAGAACUUACAUGAGGAUGGCAGUGGAAACCCAGCGACCAUUCAUGCGGGCUUGCCAGUGACAAGCGGAUCGAAAUUGGGAAUGAAUAUCUGGACUCGGCAGGGGCCGUUGGAUGAAAAGUUCAGAGGAUUUGAUGAGUACGAUGAUAAUGAAUAA